CGCGCCUCUUCAAAAGCGUCUUUCGGUCAGCCGAGCACGAUAUAUACCUGCCUGAUACCAUAUCUUGAACUUCAACUUUUCUUUAUUACAGUCCACCCCUACGUACCGACCUAGCGGCUCGAUCUCACCCAUCUAGUUACUGCUUUUGUCGUUCGAUCCCAUCAUAUUAAUUAUGACUAAAGACAUUAAAGAGCUAGCAGAGGAAUGGCUGCGAUUAGACGAGGACAAAUCUACGACUGACGAAAUCUACAAGCUACUCGUGCACGGGGAUAUUCAUGAGCUAGAGAUGCGACUUCGGAAUCGAAUUGCCUUUGGCACUGCAGGACUUAGGGGGCCAAUGAAAGCAGGCUUUGCCUGUAUGAACUCCCUCACAGUCAUUCAGGCUUCUCAAGGGCUUGCAGCAUACCUACUCGAGCACGAGGACAGUUGCAAAUAUCGGGGUGUGGUUGUUGGUCGCGAUGCUCGACACAACUCCGAGAAAUUUGCGAAACUCACAGCGGCCGCAUUUGUUGCGAAAGGGAUCAAAGUUUGGUGGUACGAGAUUCCUAUUCACACGCCCCUGGUUCCGUUUGGUGUCAGGGAAUUGAACGCUGUGGCAGGAGUCAUGAUUACAGCGAGCCACAAUCCUGCCCAGGACAACGGAUACAAAGUCUACUGGUCAAAUGGAUGCCAAAUUAUUCCACCACAUGAUAGCGGUAUCGCUGAUUCCAUUCUAAACAACCUCAAGCCUGUUACUUGGGACACGUCUGUGGUCGAUGACGGCUGUCUCUUAAUCGAAGGAUCUCUAGGAUUAGUACGGGACAACUACUUCAACGCCAUCAGAGCAGCAGCUCGACCCGAAGGCGUUUAUGUGGCCACAGAUCCCAACCUCAAGUUCGUGUACACGCCCAUGCAUGGUGUAGGUUUAAUCCCAAUGACCUUGUGCAUGGAGAACCUCGGUCUUGCAUCACAGAUGACAGUCGUGGACGCCCAGGCAAAACCGGAUCCGGAUUUCCCAACCGUAAAGUUUCCUAACCCGGAAGAAAAGGGUGCUUUAGAUUUGGCUAUACAGACAGCAGACGCAGCCUCAGUAUCUCUGGUACUAGCCAGUGACCCUGAUGCAGAUAGAUUAGCAGUAGCAGAGAAGGUAGCAGGCUCAUGGCACAUCUUCACUGGCAAUCAACUAGGUAUCUUGAUUGGCUCCUACCUGUUCGAGAGGUAUCCGAAAGAGAAUUCGAGGGAGAAGCUUGGAAUGCUCGCAUCGACGGUUUCAUCACGCAUGCUCCACGCACUAGCUACCAAAGAAGGCUUUUAUUUCGCCGAGACGCUUACAGGCUUCAAAUGGCUUGGAAAUGUCGCCUUGGAUCUCGAGGAGAAGAAGUACGACAUUGUUUACGCUUUCGAAGAGGCUUUAGGAUACAUGAUACCAUCGGUCGUCCACGAUAAGGACUCCAUCAGCGCCGCAGCAGUCUUCUUGACAGCUACUUCCCACUGGUUCAGCCAGAACCUUACCCCAUACUCCAAGCUCCAGCAACUCUACGAAUACCUCGGCUUCUUCGAAGACGCGAACACGUACCUUAUCUCACCGUCCUCUGCGACAACGACGUCUGUCUUUACGGCAAUCCGUGCCCUGGGUACACCCCAUCCCUCUGACGUCGGAUCACGCAAGAUUCUCAGAUGGAGGGACCUGACUGUAGGGUAUGACUCAAAGAGUAAGGACCAUGUGCCAGAUUUGCCGGUGGAUAAGAGUAGUCAGAUGAUCACGUGCGAACUGGAGGGGGGGGCUAGGUUCACUGUUCGGGGGUCUGGGACGGAACCCAAGAUCAAGUUGUAUAUCGAGAAUGUUGGAGAGAGCCGAAAGGUGGCUAAGGCUGGCGCGGAGGAGAUCUUACAAGACCUGCUGCAGGAAUGGUUCAAACCUGAAUUUCCCGAUUCCAUGGCAGUAUCAAGAGGCCGACUUGCCAGUGUGUGA
Messenger RNA from Lindgomyces ingoldianus, 1951 nucleotides. RefSeq lists its product as uncharacterized. Gene Ontology annotation, molecular function: phosphopentomutase activity; magnesium ion binding. The transcript is spliced from 2 exons. The coding region runs from base 173 to 1951 and encodes 592 amino acids. NCBI's taxonomy places the organism in Eukaryota, Fungi, Ascomycota, Dothideomycetes, Pleosporales, Lindgomycetaceae. The record is from RefSeq and is a predicted model, not a curated record. Gene Ontology annotation, biological process: purine ribonucleoside salvage; carbohydrate metabolic process.